GUCGUACUAUGUUGUCAGGGGACCAAAGAUGGCGGCGCACACAGCGCCACCAGCGUGCGACAGUGCUAGCGUAAGUUGGUCUAGCUAAAACAAUAUACUACUUCUGCAGUUACGGUACUUGGGGGACUCGGCUUUUAUGUCAACGUUUACAUUGUCAGGCAGGUGCUUUAUGUUACUUUGGUACAGUUUGUGUGAUUAAAUUAAUGAUGUAGGUGCAUCAUUAGCUAAUCGCAUCUAACACAAGCUAGCUGGUGUUUUGAUUGAAGAAGACAGUCUGUUGACCUUGUUGGCCUCUGGCAUUUUUAAUAAAUACCUACGCAAGUGUCUAAAUAUUUGGCGAGUAGCCUCGUUCUCUGUAGUGAGACAGUUGUGAAAGAUCACACACUCUUUUGGAUACUAAAUAAAUAGAAAAUAAUGUCAGUCUGGGUGGCUGAAGAAGCCAUGAGAUGCGCUCUGCGCUUCUGCAGCCGCAAGUUUCUAUGGCAAUCGCGCUUUCCCGUGAAGCCAGCAGCCACCCAAAACUCAUCUUCUCUUUGUAAAAGGCUGACACACACCUGGGACAUAGGGAGAAGCCACUCGUGCCUGGCAAUAGGUUUAGCCAGUUCAGUGCAAUUUUACUCACAAGGCAGAAUUCACAAUGAUGAGGUGAAGGAGAAGGAUCUCUCCUCUGCACCAGCAGAGUCUUCACUGUCCAGCUCGACCAUCUCAGGGCAGACACCUAGGCAAUCCCCCUUCGUGGCAGAGCUGCAGAAAUGUUGCUCCCCAUCAGAUGUGUUGGACCUCACCUGCAAAUACGCACCCACAAUUAAGCAGAUCAGCAGUUGCCUGAACCACAUGUGGUCCACCAGUAAGAAGAUGUCAGAUGAGCAGCUGCGCUAUGAGCGCCAGCUGAUGUUUGAGCAUCCUGCAUUUGAGACACUACUGCAGAAGGCCAUGAAAAGUGCAUGGCUAAUGGACAAUGAUUGUCUGGUCCACUCUCUCUUGAGCAUGGUCAACCUAGGUGUGCCUCAACAAAGCCGCGUGGUUCAAACAUUGCUCCAAACCUGCCAGGAGAAGAUGAAUAACUUUGAUGAGAAGAGCCUGUCCAUCUUGGCAACCUGUCUGGAAAAAAUGAAUGACAGCCCCAGCGUUGGGGCACUUAAACAUGGCAUGAGACUAAUUGUUGAGGCCCGUCUUCCUGGCAUCCAGUCUGUAUUGGCUCUCCAGACUAUGAUGCGUUUGUUGGGGAAAGAUGUACCUCUGGACCUUAAGAAAAAACUAGAGAGAAAAGCUUUGUCAAUGACUGGCCAGUUCAGCCUUCCCAACACCCAGUAUAUGAUCUCCACUAUGGCCACAAUGGGUUUCUAUUCCAGACCACUGCUGGAGGUCUGCAGUAAAACCAUCACAGAAAACCUCCAUGGGACCCCCUUUAACAUAUUGUAUAAAGUGCUGCAGUCAUGUAAAGAGCUGCACUACAGAGAUUUAAACAUGCUCACUGGAGUAUCGAACUACAUCGCCUCCACACUGGAUAUAUGGACCAAUAAACAGCUCCUCUUCUUGCUGUCCAUGUUCGAGAAGUUUUUGUUCUGUCCCACUGCCUUAAUGGACGCAUUUGCUGAGAAAGUAGUGUCCGAUCCAAACGUCCUGACAUUUAAGCACCUCCUUUGUGUUCUGAGGGUGUACUCUUCUCUCAACUAUGAUCUGCAUCACCGGAGAGAGACGUUUUUGGACAGUGUCAGCCAGGUCCUAGAUUCCUAUCUUCACAAACUGUCUGCAUUUGAGUUGCUGAAGUCUGUUUAUUUUCUAUGUCUAUUGGGCCACUUCCCCUCUGCACCGCUGGAGAAGCUCCUGCAGAGUAGUACAGUGGAACAGAUAAACAGUAGUGCAUCAAAGAGUCGGAAUAAUCAGCAAAGAAUGCUUCGGACAGUGGACUUGUGCCUCCAUCUUGAUCUCUGUCAGCCCUUGACUGUUCCUUCACUGGGUAACACUGAAUCCAGUAUUCCAUCAGUCAACCCUCAGCUUUCACAAGGACUACAGACUGUGUUAGGGGAGCAGGCAGACACAAUGCUACAGGAAAUGGUGAUGGUGGAGGACUUCUACCUUAUAGAUGCUGUGAUAACCAAGCCUGUGCCCAACCAGAGCGACGCAAGCAGGUGCGCAGAGAAAGAGCUUUCUCCAGCAGAGAGCAGUCAAAGAAUCGCAAUCGUUUGCGCACCACCCUCCGGUUUUUGCUACGGUACGUCCAAACCCCGUGGUCCCUUAGCGGUCAAGAUCCGGCAUCUAAAGAUCCUGGGAUACACCCCUGUCCUGAUUACGGAGCAGGAUCUGCGAUCUGAGGAGCACAGGACAAAGUUCCUCAGGGGAUUGAUUUUUCCAGAACAGCACAGAUCCAAUACAGAGGGGAGAGAUCCAACACAUGAACUGGGAUCUUGAGGACAUUUGCCUGCAAUCAUCUUGCUACUUAAGUCUUUGUCCACAACAGAGAUAUAAAUAUAUAAAAUGAAUCGAGGCCUGUAUUGGAAGAAAAUGCAGCAGGCUUAAAUAUUCAAUCUGCAAGAUGUAAAUAAAACAACACUGAUGAAGA
Betta splendens (Siamese fighting fish) is the source of this 2563-nucleotide messenger RNA. RefSeq names its product FAST kinase domains 2 (gene fastkd2). Gene Ontology annotation, biological process: regulation of mitochondrial mRNA stability; mitochondrial RNA processing. The record is from RefSeq and is a predicted model, not a curated record. The transcript is spliced from 11 exons. The coding region runs from base 415 to 2412 and encodes 665 amino acids. Lineage: Eukaryota; Metazoa; Chordata; Actinopteri; Anabantiformes; Osphronemidae. Gene Ontology annotation, cellular component: mitochondrial matrix; ribonucleoprotein granule. Gene Ontology annotation, molecular function: RNA binding.